Cladophialophora psammophila CBS 110553 is the source of this 747-nucleotide messenger RNA. RefSeq names its product phosphoglycolate phosphatase. The record is from RefSeq and is a predicted model, not a curated record. The transcript is spliced from 2 exons. The coding region runs from base 1 to 747 and encodes 248 amino acids. Lineage: Eukaryota; Fungi; Ascomycota; Eurotiomycetes; Chaetothyriales; Herpotrichiellaceae.
AUGGGCAAAGUCAAGUACGUCCUCCUUGACUGCGACAACACCCUCUGCUUGUCUGAGCGUCUCGCCUUCGAGGCCUGCACCGAUCUCACGAAUGAACUCCUCGAGAUGUACAACGUUCCCCAUCGCUACACGGUCGAUGGCCUCCUCGAGACCUUUGUCGGCCAGAACUUCCGUGGUAUGAUGGUCGGUCUCCAGAACAAGCACGGUUUCUCGAUGCCCGCGGAGCAGCUCGAGGAAUAUGUCAACAAGGAGCUCGGAGCCGUCACCGCCAAACUCUCGGCAAAGUGUCAACCAUGCCCUGGUGCCCCUGAGCAAUUGGAGCGCUUGCACAAGGCCGGAUACCCCAUGGCUGUUGUCAGCACCUCUGCCAAACCCCGCGUUGUUGCCUCUCUCGAGAAGGUCAAGAUCGACCACUAUUUCCCCAACCAGCACGUCUACAGCGCCGCCACCUCUCUCAACCCGCCUUCCAGCAAGCCUGACCCCAAGAUCUACCACUUUGCGUGUGAGCAGCUCGGCGUCCAGCCACAUGAGUGUAUCACUGUUGAAGACAGCAAGAGUGGUGCCACCGCCGCCAUGCGUGCUGGCAUCCCUUGCAUCGGGUACGUCGGAGUGUACAAGUUGGAGGAUGGUGAGGAGAAGAUGAACCAGAUGGCCCAAGUUCUCCGGGAACAGUGCAACUGCGUCGAGAUCAUGUACGAAUGGGAGCACUUCCCAUCCAUCUUGGAGAAGCUUGAGGGAGUGAACUAA